Molecule: messenger RNA, 451 nt
Organism: Corythoichthys intestinalis (scribbled pipefish)
Lineage: Eukaryota; Metazoa; Chordata; Actinopteri; Syngnathiformes; Syngnathidae
Product: PI-actitoxin-Avd5a-like
Exons: 4
Coding region: 95-337 (80 amino acids)
Molecular function (GO): serine-type endopeptidase inhibitor activity; protein binding
Source: RefSeq, a predicted model, not a curated record
GUUUUUGUGUGCUGACAUUGAUCGGCACUAACCGGACUCCAAUAAAUGCACAACACUGACUGUGAGUGCGAGUUUUCAUGCACCAACAUUCAUCAUGACCGGGAGAAUUCGUCUUUUGGGGCUUUUGCUUGUCUGUGUGGUUGCAGGCAUGGCGGCAUCACAGUCCUGUGGUGGUCAGGCGCCCGAAAUUUGCCCUAUGAAUUAUGACCCUGUGUGUGGUACGGACGGAAUUACAUACCCUAAUAAGUGUGCUCUCUGUUCCAGCAAUUCGCAGGGUGUGGUAUCCCACCGUGGAGAAUGCAGAAGUCCCUUUGAUCGGAUAACGCGCAAUGUGUAGGGCCCCAAAUGGUCUAAGGGACACCACAACAAGUCAGCUCUGUUGUUGUUGUUGUUGUUGUUUUAAUAGCCUACAUGCAUACUAUUGUUCAGCCAAUAAACUAAAGUGACAAGA